Messenger RNA from Fusarium pseudograminearum CS3096, 753 nucleotides. RefSeq lists its product as uncharacterized. The transcript is spliced from 2 exons. NCBI's taxonomy places the organism in Eukaryota, Fungi, Ascomycota, Sordariomycetes, Hypocreales, Nectriaceae. The coding region runs from base 1 to 753 and encodes 250 amino acids. The record is from RefSeq and is a predicted model, not a curated record.
AUGCUCGUCAACUCCCUUUUUGUCCUCGCCUCUGCGGCUUUGGCUGUGGCUACACCUCUCAAGAGCUUCGGUCCUGGUUCUAGCUGCAAGCCUGGAAAGCCUAUGCCUGUCCUUCCCGUCAACGGUGGUCCCACUGAACUUCCUUCUCCUCCUCAAGGUGUAGCUCUGAAGCACAUCGCCCUUGGCUUCGGUAUUCAGAACUACACCUGCGCUGACGCCGCUGCCACACCCGCAGCCCAGGGUGCUCUGGCUGUCCUCUACGAUGUCACUCACCUCUACCCGGGUCAAGGCCCUGCAUCUCUCCCUCAAGACAAGUGGGCUUCUCUCACAUCCAGCGUUCUCAACACGGGAAAGAUUCCUCUGAACCUCAACGGCAACGGCGUCGGAGCCUCUCUCACCAACCCCUUUCCCAAGAAGUCCUCCUUCAAGCUCGAAGUUGAAGGUCCACCCAAGAACUUGCCUUACCUUGGCCACCACUUCUUCAACGCUGCUGGUGUUCCUACUUUCGACCUCGACGCAGCCAGCCAGCUCCUCAUCUGCAAGAAGCUCGACGGAAUCAAGGCUCCUGCUUCCGCCCCUGCUGGACCUGAAGGAACUGGUGCUGUUGACUGGCUCUACCUUGGUGAUGCCGGUGGCAGCAUUGGAGUCUCAUACGUCUACCGCGUCCUGACUGCCGGCGGUGCUUCCCACGGCUGCAAGGCAAAGGGCACGGACAGCACCUCUUACACAACCCUCUACUGGUUCUACGGUUAA